Messenger RNA from Exophiala bonariae, 2541 nucleotides. RefSeq lists its product as uncharacterized. Gene Ontology annotation, biological process: polyphosphate metabolic process; vacuolar transport; vacuole fusion, non-autophagic. The record is from RefSeq and is a predicted model, not a curated record. The transcript has a single exon. Gene Ontology annotation, cellular component: fungal-type vacuole membrane; vacuolar transporter chaperone complex. NCBI's taxonomy places the organism in Eukaryota, Fungi, Ascomycota, Eurotiomycetes, Chaetothyriales, Herpotrichiellaceae. The coding region runs from base 1 to 2541 and encodes 846 amino acids.
AUGAAGUUCGGUGAAACCCUCUAUCAAAGAUCGGUUCCAAAGUGGGCAGCCUACAACUUCAAGUACAAUGAGUUAAAACACCUGAUCAAGACAAAAACCUCCGCAGGCGCCGCUGUUCCUCUUGACAUCCCCACGCAGGGUAAAAGUCGCUGGCAAGAGCUGGACAAUCAACUAUUGAGGUUGCUCCAGGCCGAAUACGACAAUGUCACUCUCUUUCUCAAAAGCAAACAGGGCGAGAUCGACCGGCGAGUCGCCCAUCUCGAGAAACAGAUCAAAAUAGCUGAACGAGCUGUGGCCGAGAACCAACAUGAUCGCCCGGUCCUUCAGGCUCGAAAGUACCAGCGCCUGGUCAAGGAUGCCGAGGAAAUCAGCGAUGAUGUCCAGAACCUUACUCGUUUCGCUGCGGUACAAAAGACGGCUUUCCGAAAAUUGCUCAAGAAAUACCGCAAAUGGACCGGCUCAACCGAUCUCCAGACCAGGGUUGACGUUGAGGUCUUCUCCUCUGAAAAGCUGAGGACCGACUAUACCGAUUAUCAGCAACAUCUCACCGAACUAUCGACUAUUCUAACCCAGGAUUUGGCUAGGCCCAUGUUAACCGGCAAGAUAAAUGAUUCCUCAAAUGAACAGAAAAAUCGUCUUUCGACCCAGUCAAACAAGAGGUCCAUCAUCGGCCAAAUCAAUGAUGCUGCCCUUCGUGGCCCGCUAGGUUUCGACGCUGCUCUCUUGACUGUGCCUUAUGGAGAGGCUGCUGGUAGUGCCAUAUACUGGAUACAUCCUGAUAAUCUUGACGAGGCGCGAACUUUAUUACUCAAAUUCAUGCGCGAUGGAUCCACAGCUUCUGCACCCUCGCGUGUGAACUCUGGUCUCUCAGUUGCUUCCCAACGAAGGCCAUCUGCGUUAAGUAACCCCACGGACGACCUCACACAUGCCCUCUUUUUUGAUAAUGCCCAACGAUUUGUAAAGGACCCUAGCCAGACCAGACCAACACGGGUCGCUCUCUCUGCUCAUUGGAGCACUGAACCAGAUGCUGCCGUCACUCUUGCUGGUCUUUCUCCUACAUCAUCAGGAUCAACGAUACUGACCAUCAAGGCUAAGGAUUUGACCACAGCCCUACAACGUGAAUCCACUCCUACCCGGCUAUCCAAUGAGAUUUCGGCAGUCCGCAAUUACCUUACUGAGCAUCGUGAUGUCAAACCCUUGGCUGAGAUCUCCUCUAUCCGCUCUCGAUAUCUCGGGAUCACGAAUUCGGCCGAUGUCGCGAAUUGGGCCACCCUUGAUUCAUCCAUAACUGUCACUCCGGUGGAAAUGGGCCACAUUGAUAACUCUACAUAUCAGCCAACCAAUGGGGAUGUCUUCCCCUAUGCAGUUCUACACAUUCGUUGGGAGUUCGCACGUACUCCUGCUGUGGUUCGAACGUUCGACAGCUCUCAUUUGGCUGAACGGGUAUAUGACUUUACUCUUGAGGACAUGGCAAUCCACACAGUGAACAAGGAUCUUCCACAACCAGCUUGGCACAAUCUCCUAGAGAAGGACAUCCGGAAGGUUCCACUAAUUCCCCCUAAAAAUAAGUCUCGAGCUUCCAGUCGCCUGAAGCCUACCGCUUCAGACAUUUCCGGAAUCUCCUCAGGUCCAUCUUCCACCGAUGGUGUUACCACUGGUAGUAUCUUUUCUAUCACCCAUGGACAGUCUUCUGCUACUUCGGAUGACCACAUUACAGGCGUUGAAGUGGCCGACCCUUUCACUUUAAAACCAAAACCGUCCCCUGUUGGUGGCCGGAAAAAGAAGCGUGCUCGUAUCUUAGUACCUGAACGCGAACCUCGACAACAACGUUAUUGGAAUGAAUUCGAUGAUGGUGACUCAGACGUCAAUUCGGACGAUCGCUAUGCAAUUUACAUCGACCCCAAUGCCUCUAUCUUUCCUGGUUCAGAAACCCUCUCAAAGGUAUUCCAUGGAGUAUACAAUACUUUGGGUCAGGGCGCGGGCCGACUCGCCUCUCUAGUUGGUCUCAAGCGGAGAGCUUCACCCGAAAGAGCACCUCUUCUUGGAGGCCAAGUGUUCAUUGAUGGCGAUGCUGACUCGUCUGGUUCGGAUAGCGACCAACACCUGAUUCAACGGCCAUACAAGCCCAGUACACCUCGACGGACGGCUUCGCACGGGUCUGGGUCCAGAUCAACAUAUCGUCCACAUCAGAUCCUCACCCCUCGCCAGAAGGCCCUGGAAAGAACACUUUUCCAUUUCUACAGCGGCCUGAUUGCCAUUUCUUGUGUUUUUCUGGUCAUGUCAAGCAUCCUACUGGGAACAGGCCGUAGAAAGGCCGCAGUCGAGGUCGACUUGGGCGUCAUCGCUGGCGUCAUCGCUGCAGAAGCCUGUGCCGUGUGCGCCAUGGUCUUGGUUAUGCUGAGAAAGCAAAGGCUGAGCAUAUUACAUUGGGGAAUCGUAAGCGUCUUUGUUGCGGCCAUUGUUACUGUUGGUGUGUCCCUAUUGGCGUUGAUGUUUGUGCAUAUGCAACAUUCCGCCGAACGCAAAGGCCCUCCACACUGA